UCAGAAAAUUCAUCUUUAGGUUUUUAAUUCUCUUCCGCCCAAUUUGGAAACGAGAGAAAGGAGAUUUCUGAAUUCCCGAUCACCGGCGAUGGAAGGGAGAGAUGACGGCGGAGGAAAAGUUAUCGGGUUGAUAGAGAAAGCUACCAAAUCGUCUGCGCAAGAGGUUGACCCGAGGCUCCUCAAGGCGAUCAAAUCAACUCUUCGCUAUUCCGAUUCGGAGGUCCGACUCGGUGCCAAAACCCUAAUGGAGCUCAUGAAACAUAACCACUCUCAGGUUCGAUUAUUGACGCUUCUCAUCAUCGACGAGCUAUUCAUGAGAUCAAAGCUAUUCAGAACACUAAUUGUCGAGAAGUUUGAUCAGCUCUUGAGUUUAAGCGUUGGGUUUAGAAACAGCCUGCCUCUUCCUGCGCCACCCGCUGUCGCCACCACUUUGCGUACAAAGGCUAUUGAGUUCUUGGAGAAGUGGAAUUUGUCAUUUGGGUUACACUACAAGGAGAUUAGGCUUGGUUUCGAUUACCUUAAGAACACCCUCAAGCUCAAGUUCCCUGAUCUGCAGGCAACCGCUGCACGGAGACAAAGAGAGAGGCUUGAGAGAGAGGAGAGGACGAAGGAGAUUUUGAGAAGCAAGUUUGAGUCUUUGAGGGAUGGGUUUGGAGUCUUGAAGGGUGAGAUUGAGGAGACGAUAAAGGAGAUCAAGGAGGGUCUGGAGAUUGUUCAGUGGAGAGGGGAUGAUGGUGUUCCACUUGCGAUUUUAGAUGAGGAAGAUUACGAGGAGAUUCGGUGUUCUCAUCUGAGGCAGAUUCGUAUGGAUUCGCUGAAGCAGUCUGAUAAGGUUGAGGAAACUAGUGAAAACAGAGUGGUGUUCGAUGUGUUGAGGGAACAGGGCAAGCUUCUGAUGAAAAAGCAUUUGGUCUCGGUUCAAGAUGGGAUCUCACUUCUCAUCAGGGUUGAUGUAAAUGAUAACAGGACCAGAGAUUCCAUGUUGAAAGAGUUGAUUGAUAUUAGGAAUAGCAUAUUAGCAACUGAGAAGAAAUGUGAGCAAGCUGGUUUUAUAAUCUCGAGAAUGAUUGACAUUCCAGAGAAAGAAGAAGAUGAAGAAGAAGAUAUCUGGGAGGAAGAUGAUGGUAAGGUUGGAUCUGAUCCAGUCAAAAAGGUGGCUCCUUUGCCGAGAGUUCAAAACGGUGAGGGUUCGUCCUUACAAUCAUCAAGUGAAGCAAAUAGGUCUACACUAGAAUCUAUCUCCAACAAGGCGUCGAGUACUAAAAAGGUUAGAAGAAGUGGUGAUCCUCUUAGGGAUAAGCUAAUUUCUGAAGCACCGGUGAUGAGUUGGGGAGCACAGCUGAGUAAUUGGGACUCAACUACGGAAGUUCGAGCUAACCACCGAGGCUUAGAGGUAGAGAGCCACUGGGGCAGGGUGGAUCAAGACGCUGUAAUUCCAGCAGAUAAAAUAGCAGCACUGAAUCUUCAGGCAACUGUCUAUAGAGAAGAGAGAACAGAGAUACCUCCAUGCCAUGCUCCUCUGAAGAAAGGUGGUCUUUGUCAGAGAAGAGACCUACGAGCCUGCCCGUUUCAUGGACCCAUUGUACCUCGGGAUGAUGAAGGAAACCCCAUAAUCAUAGAUGAGAGUCAAAACCAAACCUCUUCGAGUCCAGGGAUCAACCAGGAGGAUGUUUCUAUGGAUGAAACAACUUCAGAUUCUGAUCCUAAUCAGUUAGCUAGGCAAAUAGCGAAACAAGCUCUGAAGAAUAUCAGGGAGAAAGACAGAGAAGAGUUGAGGAAAAUAGCAAAGCGAGCAAAGCAUGCUAAGGUUAAGGAACAUAACUUUUCAGUUCUGCGUGAUGCUGCUCUAGCCUCAACUUCUAAAUCAGCUGUCAUCGACGAAGAGUUUGAUAGAGUUUUUGCUGAAAGGAAAAACAAGAAGCAAACCUUUUCCUUGGCACGGCGUAAGAAGACAACAACGGCUAAAGAUAGAAUAUCAGAGAGACUGUUAAGUAACCGGGCAAAAGGUACUAAACCGAAGCAGUUGCCUCAGGGCAAUGAUGAUGAGAAGUACCGGGAAACAUCGGCUAACCAGUGGUAACAAAUAAACUAAAACCUUCCUAGGUUAGUAGUCAUUCUCGGAUCCUGAAAGGCCAUAAAUUUGAUUCUUAUAUGCAUGAAUAAUCAGAUUGUAUAAUGAUUGAUCUCUGUGUUACUGAGGCAAAACUUGUGUAGAAACAGUUCUUAUGUCAGAUCUUAGAUUCUCUGGAGCUUUUUCUUUU
This is a messenger RNA of Brassica oleracea var. oleracea, 2261 nucleotides long. RefSeq names its product UV-stimulated scaffold protein A homolog. Gene Ontology annotation, molecular function: RNA polymerase II complex binding. The record is from RefSeq and is a predicted model, not a curated record. The transcript is spliced from 2 exons. The coding region runs from base 89 to 2080 and encodes 663 amino acids. NCBI's taxonomy places the organism in Eukaryota, Viridiplantae, Streptophyta, Magnoliopsida, Brassicales, Brassicaceae. Gene Ontology annotation, biological process: transcription-coupled nucleotide-excision repair; response to UV. Gene Ontology annotation, cellular component: chromosome.